This is a messenger RNA of Calidris pugnax (ruff), 2241 nucleotides long. RefSeq names its product neuropeptide FF receptor 1 (gene NPFFR1). Lineage: Eukaryota; Metazoa; Chordata; Aves; Charadriiformes; Scolopacidae. The transcript is spliced from 4 exons. Gene Ontology annotation, molecular function: neuropeptide receptor activity; peptide binding. The record is from RefSeq and is a predicted model, not a curated record. Gene Ontology annotation, biological process: G protein-coupled receptor signaling pathway. Bases 58 to 1623 code for a protein of 521 amino acids. Gene Ontology annotation, cellular component: membrane.
GAAAGAGUCCAUCCCUCCCCAGGGAACAAACCUUCUCCGGCUUUCUCCUCGCUUCCCAUGGGCUGCCCCCACCCGUGCUGCCUUGGGAGCGGGGGGGUGCGUGCGCGUACCCCGGUAUCCAUGGCGAUGGGAGGCUGUCCCCCCGCCAUCCUCCCCCCUCCCCAACACACACACACACCAGCAUCCCUCUCCGCUGCAGCCGGCGAGCAGCCGCAACCAGCACGGCAUCACCGGCACCGCGGUACCGGCACCGGGGUUCAUUCAGCCCCGGGCAAGGAGUUGAGGGGGGGGAACCGGGGGAGGGACAGGGGCAAACUGCCCCCCACCACCACCUCCCCCUGGCCAGCAGACCCCCCCCCUCCUUCCCCAGCCCGCAUGUCGGUGAUGCAGCCCCCGGAGCCGGGUUGGGAUGGCGGAGGCCCUUCCAACAGCAGCUGGCCCAACUCCACCGCAAGCAAGAGCCACCUUCUGAGGGAGAACUACACCUUCUUGGCCUACUACCAGCACUCCUCCCCUGUGGCCGCCAUGUUCAUCCUGGCCUACACCUUCAUCUUCCUCAUGUGCAUGAUUGGCAACAUCCUGGUGUGCUUCAUUGUGGUGAAGAACCGCCAGAUGCGGACGGUCACCAACAUGUUCAUCCUCAACCUGGCCAUCAGUGACCUGCUGGUGGGCAUCUUCUGCAUGCCCACGACCUUGGUGGACAACCUCAUCACAGGCUGGCCCUUUGACAACGUCAUGUGCAAAAUGAGCGGCCUGGUGCAGGGCAUGUCCGUCUCUGCCUCUGUUUUCACGCUGGUGGCCAUUGCCGUGGAGAGGUUUCGCUGCAUCGUCCACCCCUUCCGCCAGAAGCUGACGCUGAAGAAAGCCCUGGUGACCAUUGCCAUCAUCUGGGUGCUGGCUCUGCUCAUCAUGUGCCCCGCUGCCAUCACCCUGACCGUCACCAGGGAGGAGCACCACUUCAUGGUGGACACCUACAACAACUCCUACCCUCUCUACUCCUGCUGGGAGGCCUGGCCUGAGACAGGGAUGAGGAAGAUCUACACCACUGUCCUCUUCUCCCACAUCUAUGUGGCCCCCCUUGCCCUCAUCGUCAUCAUGUACGCCCGCAUCGCCUUCAAACUCUUCAAGUCAGCAGCACCCGAUCGCAGCCAAGGUGAGCCGGAGGGGAGGAAGGUCUCCCGAAGGAAGGCCAAGGUCAUCAACAUGCUCAUCAUCGUCGCCCUCUUCUUCACCCUCUCCUGGUUGCCCCUCUGGACACUCAUGCUGCUGACAGACUACGGGCGGCUGAGCGAGGGCCAGCUCCGCCUGGUCACCGUCUACGUCUUCCCCUUCGCCCACUGGUUGGCCUUCUUCAACAGCAGCGCCAACCCCAUCAUCUACGGCUACUUCAAUGAGAACUUUCGACGGGGCUUCCAGGAGGCCUUCAGGGCCCCCUUCUGCUCACCCCACCACCAUCGCCAUCGCCAUCAUGGCUCCUACACCCCCAGGAGCCAUGGCCGUGGGAUCUUCUUCGGCACCCGCAACCGCGUCUUCGCCCAGGCGCGGGCCAGCGACUCACCGCCUGCCUCCGAGUCUGGGCCACUGGCACCACGCCGCCCCGGUGUCCCCGCGUGGGAUGGUUGAGCAGCCGUGGCCACCAGGCAUCUCUUGGACCAAGGGCUUGUGGGGUGGGGAAUGGGGAUUCACCACGUCGGGGGCCAUCAGCCACUGAAAUAAAGGCACGUCCUGCUGAAGCCAUGUCCCUUGCCUUGGCUCCUCUGCUUACCCCAGCAGCACCAUCCUAGAUGAGGGGCUGAGGGGGGACCACCAGCCAAGCCCUCCAGCACCAUGGGUCCCUCUGCCCUGCCAGCACCCCCUUCACCCAGGCCCAUCCAGGGCUUGUGGUGGGGAGCACAGGGAGUGGGGACCCGUGGGGGAGAACUUGAGUGAACAGGCUGUCCCAUGCCAUACUUGGCCACAUCAUGGAGAACCAUGCAGUCCUUUGUUGGGCCACACCAUGUUGUGCUUGACCAUGCCACACCAUGCUAUCAUAGCUGUGCUGGACCAUACCAAACCACACUGCUGGGGCCAUGCUGUGCUGGACCAAGCCAUGCUGAACUGCACUGUGCCACACCAUGCUAUUGUGUCCAUGCUGGAUCACACCACACCAUGCUGCUAUGGCCAUGCUGGGCUGUGCCGGGCUGUGCUGGACCAAGCUAUGCUAGGUAACAUCAUGGUGCUGUGGCCAUGCUGGACCAUAUC